UUCCUGAUUCAGGGACCGUGCAUUAAACAGCUCUCUACACACAGUCCAGGUUCACAGUUGCAUUCUUUAGUAUCCAGAGACAUAGCUACUAAGUCUUGCAUAGAGCUAGAGGCAGAAGGCACUAUGAAGACAGCCCUUCAUAGAGCUGAAUGGAACUGCUACAGGGCCCUGGUCCUAGCUUCCCUUCUGCUCUUCUCCAUUCAGUGGGUCUGUGUGGGUGCUGAGUUCAUUGUGAAUCUGAAUGUAGUCGGUUUUGACAAUCCUAGCAACACU
Geodia barretti is the source of this 273-nucleotide messenger RNA. NCBI's taxonomy places the organism in Eukaryota, Metazoa, Porifera, Demospongiae, Tetractinellida, Geodiidae. The record is from the annotation of a GenBank genome assembly.